CCUGUUAUGCAACAACUGACCUACUAACAUACAUUUAGAGACUCUGGGCGAGAAGGAGAGAGCGAGAGGAGGAAAUAGAGAGAAAAAUAGAGGAGGGGAGGGUGGAAUUGAAGCGAACAUGACACAAGGAGCGCACCAAAACAAGGCACUGUGUUCACGCUCUCUCUUCUACCUGCGCCUAACCGAGGAGCUGGUGUUUUAGAUGAGCGACCACCGAUGGGAAAAGCGGAUUGUUGGAAAACAAAAUUGUGCGUGGACUCUUUUGGAUUCUCCUGUAGUAAAUAAAAAGGCCUUUCAUCUUACAGUAAACUGCAGAGUGAAGAGACAGACGGAGAGAGAGAAAGAGGCUCCCCAAGAGACUGACAUGCUGAGGUAGACAGGCCGACCUACAUCUUGCUGUUUGCGUGGAGAUCUAGGACACGUCUUCGCCAGCUUAGCACACUGUGCUGUUCUCAUGCUUAACCUUUGACAACCAGGAAAAGCCAGAGAAGAAAAAACAAGGAAAUUGGAGGAUUGAUCUGAUCCACUGGACUCUGAAACAAGAAUUGUGAAAGUGGAUAAAUGAGGGUUGCCAAUGCUGAGCUUCAACUGUUUUUUGUCUUAUUGGCUUACUUGGACACAUGAGUCCCAUCCUUGUAUAACUACACCAAACCUACAAUAAAAAAAACCCCACAAACUGUGGAAGGCAAGACGUUUUCAUCACAACCCCAGCAUUUCAAACUGGCUACCAUCAUACAAGAAUGGAAAAUCUGACAUCAGCUCUCAAAACAUUAAACAAAAACUCAGAGAAUAACCUGAACUGCCUUGAGACCUACAACAACUAUGAAGAGACUUCUCUUCAGGGGACGCCGUCUCGCUUGGGGCGUCUCAUCAAACCCAAGCCCAACGUCAGCUGCAGGCGGAAGCGCGAGUUCAUAUCUGAUGAGAAAAAGGAUGCCUCAUACUGGGAGAAACGGCGCAAGAACAACGAGGCUGCCAAGCGCUCUCGGGAGAAGCGACGUCUCAAUGAUAUGGUUCUGGAAAACCGCGUCAUUGCACUGAACGAUGAGAAUGUGAGGCUUAAGACAGAGCUGCUUCAGCUGAAGCUGCGCUUCGGCCUCAUAAGCACAGCCUCCUACAUCGAAAAGAGUCAACAAAUUAGCGUGAGCAACAAUGCGGGAAAUGGAGGCUCCUCGUCCUCCUCUUCUAGUCAGUACUACUCCAGUGGUUAUUCCAGUGGUUCUCAGGUGAUGAUGAACUCUGAUUCCUCUGAAACAGAGCAGUCCGGACGAAGUGAGAGUCACAGGCAGCUGGUGAAGUACUCCCCACGUGGCUCACUCUCAGACAUGUCCGAUGGCUCAUCGCGGGACAGCCCAGAGCCUAUCCCUUUUGAAAUCAAACAGGAAGGGGACAGGCUAGAGAUGGACAUUGCCAAUGGCACCACCACCCAGAUUAUGUUUAACAUCCACCGUGGGCUGGCUUCUGUACCCACUCACCACCAGAUCCAGCAGCAUCAAGAGAUGGAUGCUGGAUAUCACAGCCAGCAGCAGCAGCACCAUCUAAUUCAGCAGCAACCACAACCCCAUCAGGAGCCUGUUACUCCUAUCAAAGCUGCCCCUCACCCACCUGCUGCCCAGAGGAGCGUCAUUCUGUACGGCGCCAGCAGUGCCUCCUACCCCGUAGACACCUUGGCCAGGCCCCAGGAGGUCGAUCUGCACUCAGCCCCAAAGCAAAGCAGCAGCAACAACCAGAUCUGUGUCAGCCAGCUGCCACAGUCCAUCACAGAGAGCUCCACAGAGACGCUGGCUGAGGUGACGAAGCAGCUGGAGAGGAAGACAUUAGACUCCCCUCCAUACGAGCUGGCGGACAGCUGUAAUGAGGCCAAAGAGAGACAGGUGUACAGAAUGUGCCAACUUCCCCAGCAGGAAGGCGAUUUGUCUGCAGAACUCCUUGAUGAACAAGCAGAGGAGGUCAACCACUCUCACCUGUACCACCAUCUACAGCAGUCUCACCAGUCAUACCUCGGCACUCAAGAAGAGGAGCCACCUCUGCUUAGUUACGAGGGCGAGCACAGAAACGAGGUGUGCUAUCAAGGCCAAUUGGCCUCUUCUAACAAAGACACCACACUGAGCGAAGGAGAUCCCGGCAGCCCUGAUAAAGAGGCUUCCACGGAUGACGACGAGUCCCCUUCUUUGGGCUUCCAAAACCAACAUCUUUCAGCCAUCCUGCAGCCACCUUCGCCUCUCAACCAGUACCAUGGUUGUUCCCAAGUCCAAGGAUGGGAUCCUCAGGGGGAGGUGCGGGGAACAGCACUGCCACACAAACUCAGACUCAAACACCGGGCCAUGAGCACCGGCAGCUGCACUGGUGGCAACUGCUCUGGCCAGGAGUCACCAACCACUCCUCCCUCUGCAACGCCACCUCCCCUCCCCCAGCAUCCCUACUUGUCCCUCUCGCCACCACAGAACAUUAAUCGAGAGGCUCGGGACGGGAAGAAAAAGGAGAAUGGUGGACGGCGAAACAAGAGGCGAGAUUAAAUGACAAUUACUUCUGAGCACCUCUAAGAACUACCCUACCAUCAUGCCUUUGCCCUACAAUCAAAUCACCUCCUUAAGCCCUUGGGACAGGAAACUGGGCUUUUUCUAUACCACCCCCCCCCCCCCCCCCCCCCCCCCCCCAGUGUCACCUAACGGCUGGACAUUUUGUAGGGCUGUAUCAUAUUUGUGUAUAAUGUACAGAUUUGUCAUUUCUUACAUCCUCUCCAUACUUAGAGAAGCACUUUUGUUUAUGUGAUGAGAGGAGGAAUGGAACCAGUUUUUCUACUUGUCAUUCAACAAUAUCCAGCAGCGUACAACAGAGAAAGCACAUUUUAAUAACUCACAAAGGAAUGUAGAAGCAAACAAAAAGAAUCAAGCUUUAUCUAUAGAAUAAAUUUGGUACAUAUCCAGCUGUAGAUAAACAUACACAUGUAUGGCUCUCUGCCUUAACUGAAAUCAAAUGCUAACAUACUCUGGGGAUAUCCCCUUGACCAAAGAAACACCUACAACACUACAGAUAUCAAGUUCCAUACCUCUUCCCAGACCCUACCUCUACCAACCCCAACUCUCUCCAACCAUCUCCUUUAUCUCACAAAAGAUUGCCAUCAUCUUUAUUUUUUAAACAUAUGGUUUGUAUAUAACUGUGAUAUAUGCAUAUAUGUAUCUAUUAUAAACUUCUAUUUUAGAAAGAAAUUUGAAUACAAAUUCAACAAAAAAUGCGAUAAACUUGCAAUGGUAUUAGAGAUUUCUGAAAGCGACCACCUUAUGACAAAUCACGAUUACUGUACAGCCAAGUUGUCUACCGUUGCAGGACCCCAUUCAAGUGAAUCAUCUCUAUCUUGAUUGUUAAGCUUCGGCAUUAAUCAUUAGUUAAUGCCCUGUUUACACAGAAGUGGCCGUCCAGUUUGGAGCGCCAGCAGCACUGAAUGGAGAACGAGUUGUUCCCUGAGGCAGUGGCCUCAUUAAAAUGUCUUGAUUUUUAAACCUUUAAACCAGCCUUUAAAUAUUUGGUGGAAUUCACCAGCUGCAGGCUAUAAGCCUUUAGUUUAUUUGAGCUUUAUCAACCCUAUCUUCUUGUUGUCACCAUUCACUGGCCCCAUGUAUUUAUUUCCCCUCCCUUCAACAUGCCCGUCACUGUAAAAAAAAAAAAAAAAAAAAAAAAAGGAAGAAAUGAAGCCCACAGGAACAUAGACAGAGUGUGUACAGAUCUUUUUAGAUACAUGUAGCAGCCCAGGGUUUGAACUGUAAUGUUGGUAUGGGAUGCCUGGGAACAAAAGGCAGGAGGAAUUUAGUCACAUUUAUGUAAACACACUACAGUGCACUGAAAACAGGAGCUCCUCGUGUGUGAAGACCUAACUAAGGAGCCCUGCAUAGCUACUGUUUUUGGUUUUGUAGUGUGACCAAACACACCAUAUAUUUGAGGAUAUGGAUGGUAAAGGUUCAUGCUAAUACAAACAUUUUGUCAGCCCUUCAACGGGUGUUUCAUUAAAGCCUCAUUUAUGGUCUACACUACAUACGGACAGAGACUUUUUUCCUGUCUUCUGCAUCCUUUAUGUGCCUAUUUCAGUCUAUUUUUAGAGAGCUUGCUGAUUUGUAGCCAGACGUAGCAAACAGAGCAAAAUCCCUGGAGUCUGCAGGGGCAGUGUUGAGCAGUAGAGCUCACCUGCGACCAGUGAAGGGAACAAAAAAGAAGCCGUUUUAUUUAAUAACUACACACACCACCACUGUCUAGCGUGCUGCCUUUUUUAUGUCUUUUUCUGAGAAUGUACAUCAUGAUUUCCUCCAUCGUCGCCAUGUUUGCAAUUGUCGGAAACUGACAUCGAACUCAGAAGUUAACUCUGAACUCCACACUGCCCUCUAGUGGAUGAAUUGACUAACAGCCAUGCAAACGUAAAGGACACAUGGGAGUACGUGGGCGAUGAUGUUUGACAACAUUUAACACAGACAUACAUAUUUACAUGAGUGAAGGGAGCCUAACCGUCACCAUGUUUGCUAUUGUCUGAAAUUGAUAUUGAAAACGUAAAGGACAUUUAAUUUUAUGUAAAUGGAGCAUAAAUGAGGCUUUAAGAGUGUGUUUCAAGGCUUGUUCAGCCCUUUUCAUCCCCCUCUCAUUAGUAGUUCUACUGGGUUGUGAUGAAUUGCCUUCACUGGAUUCUAGUUUUUAUGUCUAUGUACCAUGUUUGGCUUUUUGGUGCUUGUGUAUAAAUGUAAAGUUUCACAAACACUGUAACGUUUGUUUCAUUGCUUUUAUAUCCUCUUUUUAGUCAAGGUGAUGUCCUGUUUUCUUUCCUUCUACUGACUGUGACAUGACAAUGUGUAUUUGCCUCAUUCCUCCUCCCCACUUUUUCAGUGUGUAUUAAUCAGUAAUGUUUGUGGUUUUUUGCUGAUGGUUUUAAAAAAAUUAAACAUAAAAAAUAAACAGGCAAAGAUAGUGUGGUGUUUAGAGACAGGUGGUGGUUGGUCUGGCUGCUCAUUACCAUCUCUUUCUUCUGACAAGAAUAUGUAUGUAAAAACACUAAUGUUCAUUGUGGAAAAUGGGAGCAUUUCAAGAAAAGAAUAAAAAAAACAAGGUUGAUCUGUUAACAUAUCAAGAAAA
This is a messenger RNA of Melanotaenia boesemani (Boeseman's rainbowfish), 5112 nucleotides long. RefSeq lists its product as uncharacterized. The transcript has 2 exons. Lineage: Eukaryota; Metazoa; Chordata; Actinopteri; Atheriniformes; Melanotaeniidae. Gene Ontology annotation, cellular component: nucleus. Bases 741 to 2516 code for a protein of 591 amino acids. Gene Ontology annotation, biological process: regulation of DNA-templated transcription; circadian rhythm. Gene Ontology annotation, molecular function: DNA-binding transcription factor activity; DNA binding. The record is from RefSeq and is a predicted model, not a curated record.